AUGUUGAUUGAAUUAGAUCGACUUUUAAAACAAUCGGGCAAUUUGCCAUUCUCUUUAUUGCCACCACAUCAUGAUAUUAUUCUCGUGAUGCGACAGAUACCUUUAUUGAUUAACCAAAGUGCGCAAACUACCCUGUUGAGAUCUGUUGUUGAAAAAGUCGUUUUUCAAUUAUACCAAUCAACGACGGGUUUAUCUAUUGAAGUCUACUGUCGAUUUCUUCAAACUUUGAUCGAAUUAUCACCUAGUAUAUCAAAAGAAACUUUGAGCUGGAUUUUAUAUUCGGAAGAUGAGCGAAAAUACAAUGUUUGGAUCGUUACUUCUCUUGUGAAAUUCGGUUUAAUACCAUUAGAAGAGUAUGAUAUUCAAUUAGCGAAACAAUUAAAUAAGGAACAUCCUGAUUCCCAUUUAAUCGACUUCACUACGGGACUAUUGCAAAAUUGUUUACUUACGAUGCACCCUAUUACAUCAAUUGAAGACCAUGUAUUAGUAAUUAAUGCCCUGAAAAGAUCACAGUCUCCAAAAGCUGAAGAGCUGAUACAAGAUUUAAAAAACAGUAUGAUUCAAUCUUACAAAAACUGUGAUUCUUAUAGUGAUUCUUUUACCUUGAGACUCUUACUUGCAGAAUGGACCCGUGUUUGUAGACAUAGUAUGACUAGCACUGCUAUAUACACCCAAUUUGCUGAACGGAUCCUUCAAACUACAACAUGUGACACAGAAAGGCUAUGUUUCUUUUUUAGAUUAUGUACCGAAAUCUGCAUCGACUUGUAUCAACCCUCUCGGCCUCAAUCAAUAGAUGCAUACACAAAAUUAGUAGGAUACAUGAUCCGCAUUCAGGACAAUUAUACUUCAAAAAUUACAAUGGCAACACAUGUCCUUUCCGUAGCUGUUUUGGUGCUGGCUCAUCAACAUGAAACUUUAAAUACACAGUUCAACCAAAAACCGUUCUUAAAACUUCUCAGUUCCUUAUUUAUCGAAUUGAAUCAAUCUACAAGCAAUGAUAAAAAUACUAAUACCAGUUUUAUAACGGUUUACAGCGACACUUUGUAUACCCUUGAGCCACGUCAUUUUUCUGGGUUCGCAUUUUCCUGGUUGCAAUUAUUCUCUCAUCGACUUUAUUUGCCAUUAUUGUUAUCACAGGAAAAUCAACCCAAUGGCUGGACCAUCUGCUUUAAACUUAUGUCAGCUCACCUCUCAUUCUUAAAAACACUUUUACAACAAAAAUCUCAACACCAACGUCGAUUAUUGGGACCAUCAGAAAAGGCUUUCUAUCAAGGGACCUUGCGUUUCUUAGUAGUGAUGUUACAUGACUAUCCGGAAUUUCUUUGCGAACAUUAUCUAUCAUUUAUUCAGUUAUUACCGCCGGAUUGUAUCCAAUUACGAAACGUUAUCUUAAGUUCUUUUCCUAGAGAUAUGAUCUUGCCUGACCCAUUUACAACAACAUUGGGUUAUAUGGCUACCACUUCUCAUCCACCACGAUUAUUCAUUGAUGAAUAUACUUAUGAUACAUUAGGUGAAAACCGCAAAGAUAUAUUUCAGUUGAAGGAUCUCGAUGAUUAUUUAGCAAUUGGGAACUCAACCUCAUUUGUAACAAAUGGCGUCAUCAGUUACAUUAUGGAUGAUAAAAACACCUUUGACCCGGAAAAAAUUCAACAGUUGAUAUUUUAUGUUGGAACCAAAGCAAAGUUAGCCACAACAAAACCGCUAUCUGAUAAUCCUGCCAUUCAAAUAUAUAAGCAUCUGCUCUCCCAUAUGCCUACCAGUUACGAGAAAUAUUUAUUGAUCAAUUCAAUCGUUGAUCAUUUGCGAUAUCCAAAUAGCCAUACGUAUUUCUUCAGUAUGGCUCUAUUGCACUUAUUUUCUACUCAAACGGAAUUAAUUAAGGAAUUGAUUACCAGGUAA
This is a messenger RNA of Mucor mucedo, 1899 nucleotides long. Its product is annotated as CCR4-Not complex component, Not1-domain-containing protein. Gene Ontology annotation, molecular function: molecular adaptor activity. The record is from RefSeq and is a predicted model, not a curated record. Gene Ontology annotation, biological process: nuclear-transcribed mRNA catabolic process, deadenylation-dependent decay. Gene Ontology annotation, cellular component: P-body; CCR4-NOT core complex. The transcript is spliced from 5 exons. Bases 1 to 1899 code for a protein of 632 amino acids. Lineage: Eukaryota; Fungi; Mucoromycota; Mucoromycetes; Mucorales; Mucoraceae.